This is a messenger RNA of Drosophila santomea, 1575 nucleotides long. RefSeq lists its product as uncharacterized. The record is from RefSeq and is a predicted model, not a curated record. NCBI's taxonomy places the organism in Eukaryota, Metazoa, Arthropoda, Insecta, Diptera, Drosophilidae. Bases 215 to 1486 code for a protein of 423 amino acids. The transcript is spliced from 3 exons.
UCCUGGUUGGGAACUUGGGUAAGCUCUAAAGGAAACUUAUUGCCUUGUGUGGUCUGGUCAUACUAUUUUGUGCAGCAUAUGUUCCCUACAAGGUGGCAGCUCCGUCAAAUUGUUUAAAUUCCUAUUUGACUUAAAUCGCCACUUAACCGUUUAAGAACUGCGCCAAAAUGCGUAAAUUCGAUUGAAGUGAAGAAUAUAAGCCCGUGACCAAAGAAUGAAUACGACACACGAAGGAAAUAACGAUUUUGUGGUCCUCACAGACGUGGUACGCAAGCAAUAUGUGCUAUAUUUGGAGCGACAGCUGCAGGAGAAUGUAUGCGCCUGGGCCAAUCAAUCUCGUAAUCGCCACAAGCCCACUGCCUGGGCCUGUAUUCCCGCGAGCUUGGAGCAACUGGAGGACAAGGCGAAAAAGGCUUGCAUGGCUGCACAGAUCUACCAAAGAGCCAUGGUCAAAACGAUAGCUGCGGUACGGAGGAACACCGAGGAGUGCCGUUUGACCAACAUUCUAUUUGAGCAAAUGCAGCUUGAAGCUGGAGAGGAUGUUGUGCCCAUAAAAACUGACCGCCUACUGGUGGAUAAGGCCACACAAACAACUGACAUACAAGCCCAAAAUGGCCACGAUUCUCCUACGGAGGAGUGUGAUGAUGGUAGCUAUGAGCUGCGUAGAAAAAUCGAUAUGUUUCAGGCUAGUCUGGAACGGUCGCAAGUUCAGCAAGAAACUCCAUGUCCACGCUGUCGUAGUAAGAUCAUAACUCCUGAGCACAAGCCCCUUGCCAAGCAAAGAUCACCCUACUCCGAAACCGAAGACGCUGUGGCCCAGGAGCUGGCUAUGCUGUUUGGCGACGAGCCCACUGAUCUUAAUCAUAUAUUCGGCAUUGAACCAACUGCUGUUACUGACGAUCCGCAGAUCUCGGCCAUACUAAUGGAAAUAGAGAACGCUGAACUGCCUGAAAAAAUUGAAGACCCGCCCACAUCUCCAACUGCCACACCUCCAACUGGGCAUCACAGCGAAGUGGAUCUUCGCCAGAGUCGCUGGCCUUGCGAACUCUACGCACAGAGAAGGCGGCUCAAUGCCUGUUUGGUUCGCUUACUGGAAGCGGAUUGGCGCUGCGAAGACCGCUUGAGAUAUAAGUUUCACCUGUUUUUUGGAGAAGACAGCGAUGAUGAGUUCGUCAACCAGUUAUCCAGCCCGUCAAUUGAUCUAGUGGACGAAAUACUGCUGGCAAGCUGCGUGCUUCGUAUACGCCCAUGGAUUGUACGACAUUUGAUGUCUCCUCUGGCGGAGGGCCUUAUCGCCAAUCGAUUUCUGUUCAAGAAGCUAGCCAAGAUGCUGGCGCACUCCAUUGUCAUGGUCAAUCCAUAUUGCACGGAGCAGGAGAUCAAAAAGGCCGUGGAGCACUUGUUCUGUCUUAGACCUAGAGGAGUCCAAAGCGCGUAUGAUCUGGACAAUCUGCCACCCUUGGACGUCUCAAAAUUUGAAGUUUAAGGACAGCCUAUGGAUAUGUAGUUGCAAAAAACUAUGACCCUCAGGAUAAUAAUUGUGUUUACAAAUGAUUCUAAGCAAUGAGAAAGGGG